AUGUAUCAGAGAUAUAACAACAUUCAAACCAACGUUUAUGACUGAAGUUUUGACACUCGUGAAAAAGCAAGUGCAAAGUCGUUUGUGAGAUUAUGUGUGACAGGUGAUUACGGUAUUUCAAUGGUGUUGAAGUGUGGAUGGAUGUUGAAGUUGACGUUUAGCGAUCCAAGGAACAGUGAACAAAUGGUGUUAAGUGUAGGCCGAUCCUUCCAUAUAUAGCAUCGUGAGAUAGAUAACACAGGCUUCAUUUUAAGAGCCUUAUACAAACGGUCACAAUGACUGUUAUGGAAUUUUUUGGAUGUGCCUUCCUGGCCUUUGGUCCACCGCUUGCAAUGUUUACAUUUACAAUAGCGAAGGAUCCUAUUAGAAUUAUAAUUUUAAUUGCCAGCGCAUUUUUCUGGCUACUGUCAUUACUGAUUUCGUCGUUAUGGUGGUUUAUAGUAGUUCCACUUAAAAGCAAGUUGGCGUUUGGGCUGGUUUUCUCAGUGUUUUUUCAAGAAAUCUUUAGGUUUCUUAUUUACAAAUUGCUCCAGAAAGCUGAAGUGGGUUUGAAGAAAGUAACCGAUGCAGACACGCAGAUCACAAACAGCAAGCAUGUUUUGGCCUAUGUGUCUGGCAUGGGCUUUGGUGUAAUGAGUGGUGCAUUUUCAUUAGUAAAUGUACUGGCAGAUGCUGUUGGCCCAGCGACGAUGGGUCUCAAGGGUGGUUCUGACUUGUUCUUCAUAACAUCAGCAGCAUUCACACUUUGCAUGAUUCUCCUUCACACGUUUUGGGGAGUAAUAUUCUUCUCUGCUGCUGAUAACAGGAAUUACCUACAAAUUGUGUGGGUUGUUGGCAGUCAUUUGACAGUUUCUUGCCUUACGCUGAUGAACAGCCAAAUGUGGUACGCAGCUACUCUUAUACCAUCAUAUAUUAUUUUGUUGAUCAAUGGAAGCAUUGCAUUCAGUGUGGUUGGAGGAAGUUUAAGAAGUUUGGGAGCCAGCAUGUACUUAAAAGAACGAAGACAUAUUUCAGAAAAUGGACAAUCAUUAACAGUGGACUAAUACAGUUUUGCACGAUUAGGAGUAAAACCUGAAUUGAAGGAACUUGUUUAAACUUUUUUAAUUUAAGACUCUGCUGCCGAUUUAUUAAAAUUUGUGUACAUUUUAUAAAUAUUUAGUACAUCAAUUUUAUAUUGAA
Molecule: messenger RNA, 1179 nt
Organism: Schistocerca nitens (vagrant locust)
Lineage: Eukaryota; Metazoa; Arthropoda; Insecta; Orthoptera; Acrididae
Gene: aph-1
Product: gamma-secretase subunit Aph-1
Exons: 4
Coding region: 276-1043 (255 amino acids)
Biological process (GO): protein processing; Notch signaling pathway; positive regulation of catalytic activity
Cellular component (GO): endoplasmic reticulum; membrane; gamma-secretase complex
Molecular function (GO): protein-macromolecule adaptor activity
Source: RefSeq, a predicted model, not a curated record